UUAGCUCACAAAAAAGGCUACAGUUGUUUCAAAACCCGAAACCAAAACAAUUAUGGCGGUUUUUGGAUACGAAAUGGAUGAACAUAGAGCUUCUUCAUCGAGAAGACGAAGAUCUUUGUACCAUAAUCUAGGAGGAGGACGCUUUGCUGACAUAAUAUUCUGGAAGAACAAGAAAGAAUCAGGAACAAUCUUGGCGGUAUUCACAUUGAUAUGGUUCUUGUUCGAAGUGGUUGAAUAUCCUUUCAUUACUUUCAUCUGCCAGAUCCUCUUGCUAUCCAUUUUCAUCUUCCUCAUUUGGUCUUACAUUGGCUCCUCACAACUAAUCCAAAGUAAACCUCCGAGUAUUAAUGAUCUAAGGAUUUCGGAAUCGACUUGGAGAUUCUUGUUCAACAAGAUCAAUUGGUUCAUUAUCAAAUUGUAUGAUAUCUCAAGUGGCAAAGACUUCAAACUCCUUUUUCUGGCCGUUGUUUCCCUAUGGAUAUUAUCAGUGGUUGGAAACUAUUUCAGCUCUCUAACUCUAUUAUACAUUGUGUUUGUGGGUUUGGAGACAAUACCGAUGUUGUAUGAGCAAUACGAAGAAGAGCUGUCUUAUGCAGCAAAGCGAUGCACAAAAACUCUUUCGAUGGUAAGAGGAGAACUUGCGGUGGUAGCUGCGGGUAAUGGCGAAGUCUUACUCUACAUUUGGGCAGCACUUGUGACUCUCUCCGUCAUAGCAACCGUGAUUUUCUCAUGUAGCGACGGAGCUUCUAAACCUCACACUAACGACGAUGUCAAUGGCUCCGCUUGCGCCGCUGGCUGCGGUGGUGGUUGUGGAGGUUAAACGGGAGGCAGUUUUUGUUCAUCACUUUAGUAACAUUUGAAGAUAAACCAUAUUGGCUUCUUGCUUUAAUAAAAAGUUAAAGUGUGUAGACAAUGUGUAACCAAUGAAUGUAUUAUGCUUCUUGAAUUUAACAUUUUAGUGAUCUAAUUCGUUUUUGAUAAUUCAAGAUAAAAUGAAUAUUGUGUUUUUUC
This is a messenger RNA of Arabidopsis arenosa, 1011 nucleotides long. Lineage: Eukaryota; Viridiplantae; Streptophyta; Magnoliopsida; Brassicales; Brassicaceae. The record is from the annotation of a GenBank genome assembly.